UCAGUUGAUAAAACAUUAGGCUUACGUCGACAUCAGCAGUUCCAGGUCUAAGAAUAGCAUUUCUUUUUUAUUGUGCCCCAAGUGUGUAUCAGCCAGCCAGUGCGCGCAAUGAUAAGAGCUUGACGAAGCUCAUCCAAAAGGCGGCAAUUUGACCCAACUGUGCUCAGUAUUGUUUUUGUGUUGUCGCAGGGACGUUUGUGUCGUUUGUGUUAGGGACGAAAAAUUAAAAGCCUCCGAGAAAUUUCAAUAUUUUGCUACGCUCGAGAGAGAGAGAUUUUUUCGUUCUGUCAUCAAUUACGGACUUUGUUUACGUCUCUCUUUCGUUCGAGGCCAAGAAGAAGAUUUGAAAAUCCACGCGUCAAUAAUGGGCAGCACUAGCGACACCUUUGUGAACGUGCUGGAAGCUUCCACUGUGGAGAACUGCGAGAGGGUUUCUCAGCUGAAAGCUCAAUUUUUAAUUCAAUUCAAUCGCACCCCGAGCUUUAUUGUGCGCUGCAGCGGCAGAGUCAACAUAAUCGGGGAGCAUGUUGAUUAUUGCGGCUUCCCGGUGCUACCGAUGGCCAUCGAACAGACCAUUCUGCUCGCGGUAGCUCCCUCCGAGGACAAUUUGCUUCAUUUGAAGAACAUCAAUCCCAAGUACAAACCUUUUAAAUGCAACAUCAAUACUUUUACUAUUGACCUUCCAGAGGCUAGCGGACCAGAGUGGUACAAAUAUUUCCUGUGUGGCGUCAAGGGCAUACUCGAGCACAUUGCGCCAAAAAAUCCCAAAGGAAUGGCGGUCGUUCUUUCGGGAAACAUUCCACCGGCAUCCGGUUUAUCCAGCUCGAGUGCCGUCGUUAGCGCUUCCGUGCUUUGCUGCGCAUUCUUGCAAAACGCCCCGCUGGUGAAGCAAACUCUGGCAACGGUUUCUGCCGAUUGCGAGCGGUACAUCGGAACCCAAGGCGGAGGAAUGGACCAAGCCAUUGCCUUUCUGGCCAAGCAAGGGACGGCACAGUUUAUCGAGUGGAACCCACUGAAGGCGACUCCGGUGCAUUUACCAAAAAACGCUGUCUUUGUGAUCGCCAACAGCUUGAGCGAGGCUAACAAGGCGGCUACCUCAGAUUUCAAUCAGCGCGUGGUGGAGUGCAGAUUGGCUUGCAGGUUUUUGGCAAAGAAAAUGCAACUCAACUGGCGAGACAUCUGGCGCUUUGCCGAUCUCCAGAAAGCACUGAACUACUCGCUCGAAGAGAUGGAGACACUGACCAAUACCUAUUUGACGCAGCUGGUCUAUACCAGACAGGAACUGCUCGAGGUGUUCGAGAUGGAGCGGGAUGACUUUGUCGAAAAUUUACUCACGGCCAACACACGCCAGUCGGAAGUUUUCAAACUUCGCCAAAGGGCACUUCACGUGUUCCAAGAGUCGAUCCGCGUCAAAACGUUUGUGGAGGUCGCCCAACGCCCAACCGAUAGAACCAUUCACCUGAUGAAACUCAUGCGUCAAUCCCACGAAAGUCUCCGAUCGCUGUACGAGUGUUCGCAUCCUAACCUGGACCGACUUGUGGAGCUUUCGGACAAGCUUGGCGUCGGAGCUCGCCUUACUGGUGCCGGAUGGGGCGGGUGCAUCGUAGCACUUUGCGACGGAGUCGACCAAAGUCUUCAGUACAUUGACUACUUGAAGGAGGCGUACUACGCGGACCUGACCCAAGCUCAAGGCCGAAACCUGGACGAGGUGGUGUUUGCCACCAGUCCGCAGAGAGGCGCGGAAAUCUACCUGGAAAAGCCGGGUGUAAUUGGGUAGAGCGACGCGAGUGAAGCCUGCUUGCAGAGAGUUACCAAUAAAGUGCGUAGAUUUGUAGAAGUUA
Culex quinquefasciatus (southern house mosquito) is the source of this 1841-nucleotide messenger RNA. RefSeq names its product N-acetylgalactosamine kinase. Gene Ontology annotation, biological process: galactose metabolic process; carbohydrate phosphorylation. Gene Ontology annotation, molecular function: ATP binding; galactokinase activity. The record is from RefSeq and is a predicted model, not a curated record. Gene Ontology annotation, cellular component: cytosol; cytoplasm. Lineage: Eukaryota; Metazoa; Arthropoda; Insecta; Diptera; Culicidae.